UCUUCCCUUAUCUGAGACUCAAUCCUAUACAUCCACGCACAAGAUAAAAGAGUUCAACAAGCCAAACUAUUGUAUAAGAUUCUAGGCGUGGUCUAAUUGGGUAUUGGAAGGAAGGUAGGAAAGAGAAGUUACAGGGUGAGGAGCAGAGCAGUAAAUAUUAGGCAAUGAUUGGGCAAGGAGACAGCAAAAAGCAAGUGUAGAGACUCUCUCAAGAUUCUCCCACUUGGAUUCAAUCACUUGGGUGAUUUGAAAGAGAAUUCCAUUUCAUAACUGAAAAGUUUAGGGAUCAGGGCAUUGAAGCUCUGAUAUUUACGUAAUGCUAAUUCAAAAGAAAGUGCAAGAGAGGCGGUGGGAGAAAGAGAGAUAAAAUAUCAAAUAGAAUGGCUACCGCCACCACGGUGUUGAAAGAUGCUUCUAACCCGCCGGCAGCUAUUGAUGUUGAGUUUGCUAAAUGCGAUUGCUGCGGUUUGACGGAGGAGUGCACACCAGUGUACAUUGCUCGUGUGCGCGAGAGGUAUGGAGGUCGCUGGAUUUGUGGGCUUUGCAGUGAAGCUGUCAAGGAUGAGACUUGCCGGUCCCAGAAGGAUAUUGACACCGAGGAAGCAUUAGAACGGCACAUGAAGUUUUGUCAGCAAUUUAGAUCUUCUUCUCCUCCAACCAAUCCCUCGGAGGAUUUGAUUUCUGCCAUGAAAAUUCUCUUUCGCCGAAGUUUGAACUCACCGAGGAAGAAGAAAGGAUCAGUGUUUCCAUCCUCGUCGUAGUAACAAAUUCAGCAGUAAGUUUGGAGCCAGAGGUAUGAAAUGAAACAACGAUCAACAAAUUGCAGAAAGUUUGAAGCUACUAUAAUUAGCAGAAGUUGUAACUAGUUUAGACCUUAAUUAAUUAACUUUAAUGUAUUAACCUUUAUUAAAUGCCAGUUGAAUGAACAAACUUUCCAGGACUGCAAUAAAAUUUCUCUCUUUUUCAA
Hevea brasiliensis (rubber tree) is the source of this 967-nucleotide messenger RNA. RefSeq lists its product as uncharacterized. Bases 381 to 761 code for a protein of 126 amino acids. The record is from RefSeq and is a predicted model, not a curated record. NCBI's taxonomy places the organism in Eukaryota, Viridiplantae, Streptophyta, Magnoliopsida, Malpighiales, Euphorbiaceae. The transcript is spliced from 2 exons.